Messenger RNA from Rosa chinensis, 1521 nucleotides. RefSeq lists its product as uncharacterized. The transcript has 6 exons. The coding region runs from base 1 to 1521 and encodes 506 amino acids. Lineage: Eukaryota; Viridiplantae; Streptophyta; Magnoliopsida; Rosales; Rosaceae. The record is from RefSeq and is a predicted model, not a curated record.
AUGUAUGCAAGCAGUCCAUCUAUUGAUAACCCAAUUCUGCAAAUUAGGACCUUCAGACCUCAGCAUACAUGUAGUUCAUUUGCAAAGAGAGUGUAUCAUUGUCAUGCCUUAUUUUUGGCUGAAGAGUACAAGGAAAUUUUCCUUUCUGACUCAAAAUGGUAUAGGGAGGGAGUUCAGAGUGCUGUGAAUAGAGACUUUGGGAUGGAAAUAGGAUAUCAACUUGCAUAUAGAGCUAAAGCAAGGGCAGCCAAGCUAGCACAGGGCACCGUUGAGGAUCAGUACAACAAUCUAGAGUCUUAUGCUCAUGAGCUUAAUAGAAGAAACCCAGGGACUAGUGUAUGGAUUCAAACUGAGCUUAAAGGGGAAGUGGCUAGAUUCAAGAGAAUCUAUAUAUGCUUAGCUGGGUUAACAGAAGGAUGGAUGGCAGGAUGUAGACCCAUUAUUGGAUUAGAUGAGUGUCAUUUGAAGGCUGUUCAUAAGGGACAAUUAUUGUUAGCUGUAGGCAUAGAUGGCAACAAUGACAUCUACCCCAUUGGUUGGGCCAUUGUGGAGCAAGAGAGUAGGGAUUUAUGGACAUGGUUUCUCUCUUUCCUGAAAGAAGACUUAAUGAUCCACCAUUCCAGCCAAUAUGCCUUUAUCAGUGACAAGCAAAGGGGGUUAGAGCAGGCCAUUAAGGACCUUUUCCCUGAUGCAGAGCACAUACAUUGUGUCAGGCAUCUGCACAAUAAUAUUAAAGGUGAUUGUCAUACAGGCUUGAACUUGAAGCAAAGGCUUUGGGCAGUGGCUAGAGCAAUAGCUAUGACCCAGUACACAAAGGCAAUGGAAGAUAUGGAGAAGACAUCAUUCACUACUUGUUGGACACAGUCAUGCACAUGUGGAAGGUGGGAUCUUUGUGAAUCCUUUGUGGCCAUGCUAUUUCUGCAAUCUACUCCAAAGGAUGAAUGGGAACACAAAGAGAAAAAGAUUGCACCUCCACUGUAUAAGAGGCAACCAGGGAGGUCUAGGACAAAGAGAACAAAGGAACCAGGUGAUGAAGCACCUCUACCUCUUGAAAUUGAAAAGCUGCCAAGGAGCUAUUAUUCUCAAGUCAUAUGUGGGACAUGUAACAAGAAAUGUCACAAUAAAAGAACUUGUCACAAAAGAAACCAGGUUCCCAAUAAAGGUGAAGUUGUUCAAGAAGAAGAACCAAAUGCUCAACAACCUGUGCUAGAGACCAACAUGCAUCAAGGACAGAGUCCAACUGAAGCACCACAGCCCACCCAAGAAUCAAACCCUCAACUUGCAGACCAAGUCUUCUCUCAAGCAUCAUCUCUACCAAACCCUCAAGUUGUAGACCAAGUCUUCUCUCAGGCAUCAUCUGUCCCAAACAUACACAAUCACAGCAACCAUGGGAAUGACAAUGUGAAUGUGAAUGUGAAUGUCAACCUCAAUGUUCAUAUCUCUAUGAAUGAAGAAUCUGUAGCUGACAAUGACAGUUCUAUGCCAUCUGAACAUACCAAUGUGUUGCAAGAAAAUUCUUAG